UGUAAACAAUACAAAACUGAAGUGAAGUGAAUUGGCGAAAUUCAGCUGGCUGGAAUUUUCUUUAGAAUUUAACAAACAUUUAAUAUUCCUAAUCAAAAUGCCUCAUGGUCAUUCUCACGAUCAUGGUCAGGGUUGUGGCCAUGAAGCCACUGAUGUUGAUAAUGCCCUAGAAAUGGGCAUUGAAUAUAGUUUAUAUCAAAAGAUCGAUAUGGAAAAUUUGGAAUGCUUGAAUGAAGAGUCCGUAGGUAGUGGUAAAAAGGUAUUUAAACCCUAUGAAAAACGUUUGGAUUUAACGGAGUUUGUUCAAAGUGAUGCCGAUGAGGAGCUGCUUUUCAAUAUACCAUUUACCGGCAAUGUUAAAUUGAAGGGAAUUAUAGUGGCGGGAGCCAAUGACGAUUCACAUCCCAAUAAAAUGAGAUUAUUUAAAAAUCGUCCUGCCAUGACUUUCGAUGAUGUUAGAGGCAAAGCCGAUCAGGAAUUUGAAUUGACCAGAGAUUGUCGAGCAGAAAUUGAAUAUGCACCAAAAGUUGUUACAUUUUCUUCAGUACAUCAUUUAUCCAUACAUAUACCUUCCAAUUACGGUGAUGAUAAUACCAAAAUAUAUUAUAUAGGUCUUCGUGGUGAAUUCAGUGAAGCUCAUUAUCAUGGUGUCACUAUUUGUACUUACGAGUCCCGGCCCAACGUAAGUGAUCAUAAAAGUGAUGCAUUUGAUGCUGUAAAUCGUACUAUACAGUAAAGUGAGACAAUUAUAAAGCGCACUUAUUUUUAUACAGAAUGAAAAUUUAUAAAUAAAAAACAUCAAAGAUAUGUACAAAA
Calliphora vicina (urban bluebottle blowfly) is the source of this 816-nucleotide messenger RNA. RefSeq names its product PITH domain-containing protein GA19395. Gene Ontology annotation, cellular component: nucleus. Bases 98 to 736 code for a protein of 212 amino acids. The transcript has 5 exons. The record is from RefSeq and is a predicted model, not a curated record. Lineage: Eukaryota; Metazoa; Arthropoda; Insecta; Diptera; Calliphoridae.